AUGGAAUCAAUUGGAGUAGUUUUGGAAUUCUGCUACACCCAACGCCUUUUAAGAAUAGAACAUCUACAUAAGCUGCGCCUUUCUGCAGGGUGUUGCUCUGUGAGAAAGAAAUCUGUUUUUCAGUUCCUCGAGUUCCAUUUGAAACUUCAAGAAACUAUAAGGGUUGUCCACAAAUUAGUUCAUCAGCCAAAGGGUAGCUGUGUUCCUUUGUUUUCCUCGAGCCAAAUCUCUUUGAUUGCGAUUUCUUGGAUAGUCGGCGAAAAGCAAGAUUGUCAAGGAUUGAGAUUCAUAGACUUCGUAUUGCCUCUGUUCUUUGUUAAUAAGUAUGAAAAAGAUGCAAAGAAAUACUGGGAUAUCUUUUAUAAGCGUCAUCAAGACAGAUUCUUUAAGGAUCGUCACUAUUUGGACAAAGAAUGGGGACACCACUUUUCUGGAGAAGGAAGACAGGUCAUACUAGAGGUUGGAUGUGGAGCUGGAAAUACGAUCUUCCCUUUGCUUGCAACAUACCCAGAUAUAUUUGUGCAUGCUUGUGAUUUUUCACCACGUGCAGUUAAUUUGGUUAAGAUGCACAAGGAGUUCACAGAAGCCAGAGUCAAUGCAUUUGUUUGUGAUCUUACCACUGAUGAUCUAAGCUUGCAUGUGGCGCCUUCUUCAGUUGACAUUGUAACUAUGUAUCCCCAGAAAAAAUGCCUCUGGUGGUACAAAAUAUCCAGAAAGUUCUCAAGGCGACCAACUGGUCGUAUAUUGUUUCGCGAUUAUGCAACUGGUGAUCUUGCUCAGGAAAGGUUCAGUGGCAAGGAGCAAAAAAUCAGUGAAAAUUUCUAUGUUAGGGGGGAUGGCACUCUUCUUAUUAAAAUUCAUUUUGGGCUUCACCAGCGGGCUUUCUACUUCUCGGACGAGUUCUUAAGAAAUCUUUUCCUACAAGAUGGGUUUGUCAUGGAAGAACAUGUCUUGUGUUGCAAGCAAGUGGAAAACAGGUCCAAAGAGAUUAUAAUGAACCGGCGGUGGAUUCAAGCUGUUUUUCGGGUGGUUAAUGACAAUAAAAUUAGUUUUACUGUAUAUGAAGAUGAACAAAAGGAUCUAAAUAGGGAUUCGGCCAAAACUAAGAAAGAUGAUGCCAAUGGAUUUGAAAUUGACAUGUCUGAAGGAAUGGCCUUAGAAAUGUUCGAUAUUUCAUCUUCCCGUGAAGAGAUAGUCGAGCUUUCCAUAAACAAUCUCCUUUUCAAGAUUAAAGUACUUUCGAAGGAAUACCAACACACAUGCACGUCAACCGGCCUAAUGCUUUGGGAGUCCGCUCGACUAAUGGCAUCCAUACUCGCUGCAAAUCCGGGGAUUAUUGCCCGAAAGAAGGUUCUAGAGCUCGGGUGUGGGUGCGUGGGAAUUUGCUCGAUGAUAGCCGCUCGAUCGGCCGAUCUUGUGGUGGCCACCGAUGGAGACCCAAAAGCCCUUGAUCUCUUGGCCCAAAACAUAUACGCAAAUACGGACUCGAAUCUACUUGAUCGUCUAACCGUGAAAAAGCUCGAAUGGGGGAAUAAAAACGAUAUAGAGGCUGUAAAAAAAAUUAACGAGGAAGGGUUUGACGUAAUUAUUGGUACCGACGUGACUUAUGUUUUGGAAUCGAUUUUGCCAUUAUUCGCAACUGCUAAGGAAUUGGUUUCAAACGAGAAAGGGUCGGUUUUAGUGUUGUGUCACGUUUUGCGUAGGGUUGACGAGCCUUCUAUAGUCUUGGCUGGAUUAAAAUACGGGUUUGAGUUGGUGGACAGAUGGCCCGAUCAGAGCCCGGGAGGCUCGCCUGAGGGCGUUAUUGGGAAUUGGAUUUGUGAUGAUCGUUGGUUUGAAGUUCCAUCCACGGCGCUUAAUAUUAUGUAUUUUCGGUUCAGUUUAGACUGAUGGCAUUUUGCUAAUGUUUUUGAAGUUUUCAUGAUAUCAUGUAGUUUCAAAUGAAGGUUUUGUUGUCUUUUGUAAUGAACUCGGACUAGUUUUACAUGGGACUCCAUUUUUUUGAAACUAUUUAUGAGUUAAAUGUUAAGCUAUGAUUGUAACAAGUGAGAAG
Striga asiatica is the source of this 2053-nucleotide messenger RNA. NCBI's taxonomy places the organism in Eukaryota, Viridiplantae, Streptophyta, Magnoliopsida, Lamiales, Orobanchaceae. The record is from the annotation of a GenBank genome assembly.